CUAAAUCCCUAAAAUAUAUUUGUUAUUUUUAUUGCGCUCCCGAAGACCUAGAGCAGUCUCAUCUUCUCCAUGGACGGAUCCGCCAUGAAAGAUGAUAUGGAAUUGAACGAUCUUCGAAAAAGCAGUAGCAUGAUAAGCAGGAUUUACGUUGAGGGAUACGACACGUGGCUCUCUGGCGAUGAUGUCGUUGCCGCUUUGAGAGAACAUUUCGCUUCAUGUGGAGAGGUGAUACAUGUUUUUCUUCCCGGAUACGUUAGAUUGAAAACCCGUCGUCCCCGUCGUCUCAACAGAUUUGCCUUGAUGUAUAUUCGGGGAGAUGGUGCAGAAGAGAAGGCGUUGAAACUUAGUGGAAAGUACAUGGGAGGGCACAAGGUUGUCACUAAGGCUUACCCGUUUCACGCCAAACACCUUGACCAUAUGUUUGAUCGGACGAGAGACGUAGACGGUGGGCUAGGGCGCAGUAUGUUAGUUACGGGGUAUGACACUUCGCUUUGUGAGAGUGAUGCCACGAGAACGCUGAUUCGACAUUUCUCUAAAUGUGGAUUAGUCCGGACGGCUCAUGUUCAAAAAAAAAGGAAAGGUGUUCUCGAGAGCGAAGCUCUAGUUACUCUUCACGGACAAUACGCAAUAGAGAAGGCGCUGCAACUUGGUGGAUGUGAUGAGAAAGGAUUUGAGAAUGUUGAAGUUUCUCGGGUUUUCCUUCCAGACCCACCAGGACCCGGCAAUAACACGGCUGGCUUUAACUCCAACGGUCCCUACAAGCGAAUGAAGCGUGAAGAAGAAUAAGCUUAAUGAUGCAGCGCAUCCUCAACAAUGAUGGGCUUUUCGUUAAGCUCAUUAAAGACUUUUCCUUGUUAUGCAAGUUUCGUCUAUUUAGGCUUUUGUUUUGGUUUUCUUUUAAUUUUAAGAUAACUACAACUUAUUUAUCUUUGGCUUUGUAAAUAAGAGAUUAGGAUUAGAAAGAUACAAGCAUAUCUUGUUUUUUUAGUAUAAAUAAGAGAUCAUGUUUUUUUAGUAUAAAUAAGGGAUCUUUGGCUUUGUAAAGAUCAUCCUUGAAUUUGAACUUUUUGAGAAAUCUAACUGUUACAGGAAAUUACAAUUGUCAGUUGAUGUUUUUUGUUUUUCCAACAUAUAUCAGUUGGUUUUGUGUAGG
Messenger RNA from Thlaspi arvense, 1153 nucleotides. The record is from the annotation of a GenBank genome assembly. NCBI's taxonomy places the organism in Eukaryota, Viridiplantae, Streptophyta, Magnoliopsida, Brassicales, Brassicaceae.